Messenger RNA from Aspergillus nidulans FGSC A4, 1350 nucleotides. RefSeq lists its product as uncharacterized. The transcript is spliced from 2 exons. The record is from RefSeq and is a predicted model, not a curated record. Bases 1 to 1350 code for a protein of 449 amino acids. Lineage: Eukaryota; Fungi; Ascomycota; Eurotiomycetes; Eurotiales; Aspergillaceae.
AUGAUUGCUCUUCGCGACCGCUGCUGUAUUCUCCGACUGCCGAACGAGUUACUCGAGAGCAUUUUGCGGUAUGCGUAUCCCCAUGUCGACGGCGGAAUGCACAGUCCUAUUGUGCAGGAAAGACGCAAAGAGCGAUACAGGACGUUGGCCUCAUGGUGCCUGAUAUGUCGGCGUCUAUAUCCACUCGUCUUGUCGCAUCUCUACGGGGACCUUAUAGUAAGCUGCAAUCCGCCAGAAGUGCAGCACGAGAGUGUCUCGAAGCUCCUGCAUCGCAGCUGUCGCCAGAACCCAGCGCUGCGGGGCUUGUGCAAGCGACUGACUGUGUACUAUCAUGACUACGCCGCCAGUUACCAGGAGGAAUUGGGGAACCCUCUUUACUAUAUCGCGAACGAUUUCACAACCUGGUUUACGGGGGUAAGAUCCCUUACUCUCUUCGAGCUGAGAGACAAUGAAAGGGUAUGGCAGCUGCUGAGACAAGGGCUCUGCAAAUUUCGGAGCCUGACGGAGCUGUCGCUCAGGCAGACAUACAGGUAUGAUAUAGAUCUUUGGCGGGUAGUAGACAUGAUCAAUGAGCUGGCCUAUCCGCAACUACGAACUCUUGCGCUCUAUGGGGUGACUAUCAGGGAUUCUUCAGCGCGAGAAAAGACACAGAGAAAACCUCGUACGUCUCGGAUUCGAUCACUGAAGCUUCAAUGCUUCAUGGGUACUCCUGAUGAUCUUACAGAGCUCUUCCAAUGGCCUGAGGUAUUGGAGGAGUUCCAUUUACAGUACAUGUUUGGCGACAACUACAGUGAUGGAGGAGCAUACGACUCCUGGAGUCUCGCCACACUGCGAUCGAUUCUCAUCAUUCACAAGUCCACUUUGCGGUCUAUCAAGAUCCGCGCCCUAAACAUUAGGGGACUAGCCGGAUUUGAUGUGCGCGAGUUCGAGCGCCUCGAGGAACUCAGCUUGUCAUCUUCCAUAAUUUGUCGACUAUAUAAAGCCUGGCAGCACGAUGAUCAUACCUUGAGUGCCUUAGUUGGCCCACGACUGCGUUCGUUCGAGUUAGUCCUGACACUUGAGGACCAGCAGCAUUGCGAGUCUCUUGGUGACUUUGGUGAGACGGAAGAGAACUGGUUACGUGCCUUGGCCCAUUUUGCUAUCAGGAAACAGUACCCUUUGCGCGAGAUUCGAAUCCAAUUUGCGCCGUAUAAAUAUGAAACCUUGGACUUUGAUUGUCGGUACCCCUGGGACCGAAUGGAUGACCUGGAUCGUGAGCUCCAGCUUCAUGGUAUACGGGUACACUAUUCGCCGCCGACGGUCAGUCGAGCGGAGUUUGAGGAACUUUUGAAGGAUUAUUUCGCCAAAUAG